Messenger RNA from Stegastes partitus (bicolor damselfish), 1311 nucleotides. RefSeq names its product zinc finger, SWIM-type containing 7 (gene zswim7). Lineage: Eukaryota; Metazoa; Chordata; Actinopteri; Pomacentridae. The record is from RefSeq and is a predicted model, not a curated record. Gene Ontology annotation, biological process: double-strand break repair via homologous recombination. Bases 19 to 435 code for a protein of 138 amino acids. Gene Ontology annotation, molecular function: zinc ion binding. The transcript is spliced from 5 exons. Gene Ontology annotation, cellular component: Shu complex.
CACCACAGCAGCGUGAAGAUGCGGUCAAUGUUACCUGCAGUGGCUGAACAACUUUUUCGAGAUAUUCAAAAAACGUAUCAGGAGACGUCUCAAAUCCCCAAUGACCUGCUAAUUGCGCUGAGGUUUGUCUUCGGGUCUUGUGCGCUACAAGCUUUGGACUUGGUCGACCAGCGUUCGGUCACCUGUCUGUCGUCUCCCAGCGGACGCAAAGCCUUCCAGGUAACGGGAGGCUCGGGGACGUUGUACACUUGCUUCUUGUCCUGCCACUACUGCCCCUGUCCUGCCUUCGCCUACACGGUGCUACGCAGGAAUGAAGGCCUGCUGUGCAAACACAUCCUGGCUGUGUACCUGUGUCAGGCCAUGGCUGUGACUCAGCAGGAGAGUGUGUCUGAUCAGCAGAUGUCCACGCUGCUCAGCAGGACGGCGGCGCUGUGACAGCAGGUGGACCGCUACACCUGGGGCUCACUCGGGGACACGGAGCCUCUUCUGGAUGACGGCCGAUGCUUUAAAUGGACACUUUGGGUCACUGCAGACGGGACCGGAGCACGGGAAUCAGAGUUCCUGCUCUUUCAUACGUCUCUCUGAAAGACUACAGAUGUUGCCUUUAUUUGUUUUAUUUUUUUCAAGAGUUCCUAAUCUGUUUCCAAGUAUGUGACAUCUGUUCGAUGAGUACAUGCUGCUUUAUUUUUAGUUUCCUUUUAUCUGAAGCACCAUGAAUUACAGGGAUAGUGAGCAUCUGUGUGCUGAACUUCACGUUUUAAAGACAUGAAAACAUUUUGCAAUGUGCCUUUUGUAAAUACAGUUAAACCCAAAUAGAUUCCAAAUUGUGAUUUAUAGUACAUUUGUUUAUGGCCAAUAGGUUUCUUCUGCAUAAGAACAUAAACUAGGGUCAAAAGGUGGUAAGACCCCGUGUUAGAGAUGCUAAUGCUACAUUUCUCUCUCUUACAUUUUUACUGAAAAUGUAAUUCCAAAAUUAUUCAUCAUUUUUAUUUUUUUUGCCACAACAGUUUUUAUAUUUGCUAACAAUCUUUCUGUGUUUGUCCACUGGGAUUUUGUUCCUCUCCUCCCAGUGAUGAUCUCCAGGUCUUUCUUGCCGUCGCACCUCCUCCACAGAUUCUUGACGGGAUUCAGGUCUGGACUCUGGCUGAGCCGCUCCAACUUGUUCAUACUGUUGUGUGUUUUGGAUCUUUGUCUUGUUGAAAGAUCAAAAGCUGCUCAAAGAUGUUACAGGAAACAUUUGGAAUGAUAUAAAAGAUGCAUUUUGUAAAAAGAAUUGUAAAUAAAAAAGGAAAGGCAUUAUUAUUAAUUUUG